Messenger RNA from Carlito syrichta (Philippine tarsier), 1659 nucleotides. Its product is annotated as protein Niban-like. The transcript has 5 exons. NCBI's taxonomy places the organism in Eukaryota, Metazoa, Chordata, Mammalia, Primates, Tarsiidae. Bases 1 to 1659 code for a protein of 552 amino acids. The record is from RefSeq and is a predicted model, not a curated record.
AUGCAGCAUCUACAUCAGUUUAAGAAUCUUCCAUUGGAUUCUGUGAAGAUGGAACCUUGUUACAUGAAAGUCAACCUGCUUCAAGAGCGCCUGCAGGAUCUCAAGAGCCGCUUCAAAUUCCCCCAUGUCGACCUGGUGGUCCAGAGGACGCAGAAUGACAUGCAAGAGCUGAUGGAAAAUGCAGUGUUCACUUUUGAGCAGUUGCUUUCCCCACAUAUCCAAGGAGAGGCCUCCAAAACUGCAAUUGCCAUUGAGAAGGUCAAGCUCCGAGUCUUAAAGCAAUAUGAUUAUGACAGCAGCACCAUCCGGAAGAAGAUAUUUCAAGAGGCACUGGUUCAAAUCACACUUCCCACUGUGCAGAAGGCACUGGCAUCCACGUGCAAACCAGAACUUCAGAAAUAUGAGCAGUUCAUCUUUGCAGAUCAUACCAGCAUGAUCCAGGUUGAAAAUGUCUACGAGGAGAUUUUGCAUCAGAUCCUCCUUGAUGAAACUCUGAAAGUGAUAAAGGAAGCUGCUAUCCUGAAGAAACACAACUUAUUCGAAGACAACAUGGCCUUGCCCAGUGAAAGCGUAUCCAGCUUAACUGAUCUAAAAACCCCCUCAGGGUCCAACCAGGCCAGCCCUGCCAGGAGAGUCUCUGCCAUUCUGCCUGGAGUGCUGGGUAGUGAGACCCCAAGUGAGGAAGUAUUCCAAGAGUCAGAGGAAAAGAAGCAGCCUGGGGUCCCUAGUUUGUUGAUCAAAGGAGAAAACCUUUCUCUCCCUGGGCCCAGCCUGCCCAUAGGUGUGGUUGAACAGGUGAUUAUUUCAAGAGUCGAUGACUCCGUUGUGAAUUCUGCAGCUGCAGAGGACACGGCAAGACUCCUGGGCACACACUCAUCAGAGCUGGAGUGUGGAGAGACCCCUGAGGACGAAGAAGGCACCCAUGACAAGUCAGAAUCCACUUCUGCCUCAGGCUCCUUGAUGGAGCUCAGAAAGUUGUUGACAGUGUCCGUUGAAGUGCCAGUGGACUCUGCUCUAGUGAUUGAAAAAGAUAUGAAGGAGGAAACCCUUGUCCUCCAAGAAAAUGAAAAAGAAGACGAGGGAACCCACAUCUAUACAGAGGCCAAGGAGGGCACUGCCUCCCAUCUGGACAGCUGUGAAAAAAAUGAAGUCAGUGAGAGGGAGGUCCAUCCUCCCCCUCUGGAGGCCGAGGCCUGUGGGGUGGAGCUAGGGGGAUUACCAGAGGCAAGCAGCCCUGGGGAGGAGUCUCAGCCAUCCUGUGGCGGGCUCCCCGAGGGUGCCGACUGCCCAGGCCCCACAGAGGAGCCCCUGGAGGGUGAGGAAGCCACUGAGAGGGAGCUCACAGGUAGGGCCUCCACACUGGCUGCCCAUGAAGUGGGGGAGGCCGAGUGCACUGUGGAGAGUGAGGCCAUACAACAAGGGGGCUCCGUUUUGGGUUCUGACCCCCUCUGCCCCAGGGGGAGCCAGAUUUCUGAGGAGCAAGAAGCGGUGGGAGAGAAAAGUAGCCCAGCCCAGGCCGUGAACACAGAGGAGGUUAAGGCUGCCCUUGUUCAUGAGUGUCAGUGGGUGGUCGAGAAUGCUCCGGUUUCACAUAAAGAUGAUGUGGAGGGGGGAGAAGGUUGUCAGGAGAGUUCCUCAGAGCAGCCCUCAGAGGAAUGA